CUGUAUAAGUUCAGUAGCACGCGGCUGGUCAACACCAACAGAGUUUCAGACCUGCAGAUGCGCGGAAGGACGAGAAGGAAACACACCUGUUUCUUUGCGUCCGAUUAUUGUUAAAAACCCCUCGCGCUGUAUCGUUAAAUCACGUAUACCGUUAUAUCUGCGGUCGGGCCGUCGUAAAGAUGCGCGCGCUCUCCGUUAUUGUUUUGUUCGCGUUUAUCGGCGGGUCCGCGGCCGAUACUCCUGCAAACUGCACCUAUGAGGACCUGCUGGGCACCUGGAUCUUCAGUGUGUCUGAUGUGGGACAGGAUCGGACCAUCGACUGCUCCAGCACAGGGAAGCCGGUGUCAACAGUGACUGUGGACCUGCAGAAGUUGUUUCUAGCUGUGGAUGAUCUGGGACACACUGGCUUCUUCACACUCAUCUAUAACCAGGGGUUUGAAGUGGUGAUCAAUGACUACAAAUGGUUCGGGUUUUUCAAGUACACCCAGCAGGGUUCAGAGGUGACCAGUUACUGCGAUCAGACGCUGCCCGGUUGGGCUCAUGAUGUUUUGGGGAAUAACUGGGCCUGUUUUACUGGGAAGAAGGUGCAGCCCAUCCCGCCCCGAAUCGACCACAAUCACAUGCUUGGAUUCGAUCACCAACUGCUCAUGAAGUUGCCUUACACAAACAACAUGGAGUUUGUGGAUCAGAUAAACUCCGUCCAGAGCCUCUGGAAAGCCACGACUUACAGUCUCCAUGAGACCUUCACUAUACAGGAGAUGCUGAGAAGAUCAGGAGGACGUGCCUCUAAGAUCCCAAGACGUGUCAGGCCUAUGACCGUUGCUGCAGACCAGAAGAUGGCAGCUGGUCUUCCAGAAAAAUGGGACUGGAGAAAUGUGAACGGACUUAGUUAUGUCAGCCCUGUCCGCAACCAAGCUCAAUGCGGCAGCUGUUACUCUUUUGCCACUAUGGGAAUGCUUGAAGCACGAGUCCGAAUCCAGACCAACAACACCCAGCAGCCAGUGUUCAGUCCUCAGCAAGUGGUGUCCUGCUCCCAGUAUUCUCAAGGUUGUGAUGGAGGUUUUCCAUACCUGAUUGGUAAAUACAUCCAGGACUUCGGCAUUGUGGAGGAAAACUGUUUCCCGUACACCGGAGACGAUUCUCCCUGCAAAGUCCCUGAGAAAUGCACGCGUUACUAUGCCUCCGACUAUCACUACGUGGGUGGUUUUUACGGGGGAUGCAGCGAGGAGGCCAUGAUGCUGGAGCUGGUCAAGAACGGACCCAUUGGAGUGGCACUGGAGGUGUACCCCGAUUUCAUGAACUAUAAAGAGGGCAUCUACCAUCACACCUUCCUCCGCGACUCCAACAAUCCCUUUGAGCUGACCAAUCAUGCCGUGUUGUUGGUGGGGUAUGGGAAGUGCCAUAAGACCGGGGAGAAAUACUGGAUCGUGAAGAACAGCUGGGGAUCCAACUGGGGCGAGAACGGGUUUUUCAGGAUCCGUCGUGGAGUGGAUGAGUGUGCCAUUGAGAGCAUUGCUGUAGCUACUACGCCAAUCUCCAAACUUUAAGAGUGUGUGGAUGAAUUGGUCAGUUGUAACACAGUCCGUCAUGUUUCAGGGCAUUUUUAUAAUCGCAAUUCUGCAGCCUAAAAAAAAAGGGAAAACGGCAACGAAGUUAAAACAAAAAAGCACCAAGUUGUUUCUUUCUCCAUGACCUCCACUUGAUUGGUUUGGUGAUGAAAGAAGCAAUGUAGAAUGGUAACCUCACUGAAAGUUGUAAUUCAACUUUCUCUUUCAGAUUCCUUUUAGUAGCAAACGGUGUGAAAUUACAAAAUCCGAUAGACUUGAUUCGGUCUCAUUUCUCAAACAUGUUAAUCCAACUUCAGCCUGCUUCAAAGCGUUUUUUUUUUUUUUGCUUCAAGGUUCUCCUCUUUGGUCUGGCUCCAUGUGACCGUUAACGUCAGCUCUGUCGCUGGCCUCUGGGGAAGUUGUUCAUUUAUGCCUUUUACAGUCUCUUCUCUCGCCAGGCGUCCUUUUACAUAACAAUUGUGGAGCCACUCGGUUUCCAUCCCUUCAACUCGAAGCAUCUUGCUCAGAUCCACAUGAGAAUGACUCUUCGAGUUUGAAAACCCCCCCAGAUGCCAUCUUCCUCUUUUCCUCUGAGCCGCCUGCAUGCCUGGAAAAACUCUCGCUAUGAUUCAGUCUGUCAUGUUUUUGUCUUGGGUCACCUGUGUUUCCAAUUGUUGAUGUCAGCCGAAAACAACCCUGUCUAGAGUCUAGUUAUGGCUUUAAAGUUUGCUUAAUCUAAAGGCAAGACCUGUUUUGUUGCAACUGACCUGCUUGGAGAAAGAGGCCUUUUUUUUUUCUUUUUUUUUUUGUUCUUUUAGCGUGGAUUUCCUCAAUUGCUGGAUCUGUGCUAGUGGAAGUUGGAUGUCUUCAGGUGCUGUCACAAGCCUCAACUGCUUAAAGUGUGUUUUUAGAAAAAAAAAAGGGAUUUUCGUUGAUCCAUGAGAGCUCUGAAUGUCACAUUUGCACUUUUGCACCACUGUUUUAAUUGGACGAGGUCAUUUUGUAUUCAGAGAAAAUCAAGUUGGCAAUUGUCCUCGGCAAAAUCCAUAUUUCUGAUUUAAUGAACAAUCACUCGAAUAGCAAUAGACUAAAGGGAUGUGCAUUAUACUUCGAGUCCUGUCAGGUUAUUCGCCAAAAGACAAGCUGCUCAGGACUAUUUUAAUACUUUGCCUUUGCAUCCGUGUCUGUUUCAUGAUCUUUAAUAAAGUUUCUUUUAAUGAUA
Messenger RNA from Pimephales promelas (fathead minnow), 2769 nucleotides. RefSeq names its product cathepsin C (gene ctsc). Gene Ontology annotation, molecular function: cysteine-type peptidase activity. Lineage: Eukaryota; Metazoa; Chordata; Actinopteri; Cypriniformes; Leuciscidae. The record is from RefSeq and is a predicted model, not a curated record. Gene Ontology annotation, biological process: proteolysis.